Sinocyclocheilus rhinocerous is the source of this 950-nucleotide messenger RNA. It is a transcript of the gene med8, whose product is annotated as mediator complex subunit 8. Gene Ontology annotation, cellular component: mediator complex; core mediator complex. NCBI's taxonomy places the organism in Eukaryota, Metazoa, Chordata, Actinopteri, Cypriniformes, Cyprinidae. Gene Ontology annotation, molecular function: RNA polymerase II cis-regulatory region sequence-specific DNA binding; transcription coregulator activity. The transcript is spliced from 7 exons. The record is from RefSeq and is a predicted model, not a curated record. Gene Ontology annotation, biological process: regulation of transcription by RNA polymerase II. Bases 82 to 885 code for a protein of 267 amino acids.
UCCUUAAAGCCGGACUCCAUUUCCUGCUGCAAGUGUUUGUUUACUUCCGCUUAAUUGUGCCGUUUGGACAGUGGCGUUGAAAUGCAGCAGCGGGAGGAGAAGCAGCUGGAGGCGUCUCUGGAGUCUCUGCACGCUCGCGUGGCUCAUCUGAAAGGUUCCCUGCAGAGUUUUAUAUUGAAACUGGAAAACGAGCAUGACAGACUCGCAUGGCCCUCAGUGCUGGAUAAUUUCGCCCUUCUGUCCGGGCAGCUGAACACCAUCAAUAAGGUGUUAAAAAACGAGAAGACCCCAUCCUACAGGUCCCAGGUCAUCAUCCCCCUGCUGCUGUCUCCUGAUCGAGACGAAGAGCUGGUGAAACUAACGGAGCAGCGGGUGCCUGUGUUCAGUCAUGAGAUUGUGCCGGAUCAUCUCAGGACCAAACCCGACCCGGAGGUGGAGGAACAGGAGAAACACCUGAGCGCCGAAGCGGCCCGGAUCGGACCUGAAGUAGCUCAGAAACAGAUCCAAACACUGAAUAAACUUUGCUCGAAUCUUUUGGAAAAGCUGAAUAAUCCUCGUGACGACAGAGACUCUGAAAGCUCAGCUUUGAGACAAAACAAGCCAUCCUUCAAUCCCGCCGACACGAACGCUCUGGUGGCAGCGGUGGGGUUCGGAAAGGGCCUGUCGAAAUGCAGACCACCCGGAUCUGUCCCUCCUGGUCACCCUGGACAGCCGACGAUGUCAACAGGUCCCACACUACAGCAGGUCACAAUCGCUGGGACCACGGGCCAUCAGGCCGGCAUGGGAGGACAGGUCGCCCAACAGCAGCCUGGACAACCUGGUAAAAUGCCCAGCAGCAUCAAGACUAACAUCAAGUCUGCAUCCAUGCAUCCUUACAACCGAUGAGUUUCAUUCAUAAAUGCUGCAUUUUGUGAUAGGAAGUUUGGUAUACAAAGCAAAAAAGCUCAUUC